Molecule: messenger RNA, 1116 nt
Organism: Micromonas pusilla CCMP1545
Lineage: Eukaryota; Viridiplantae; Chlorophyta; Mamiellophyceae; Mamiellales; Mamiellaceae
Exons: 1
Coding region: 1-1116 (371 amino acids)
Source: RefSeq, a predicted model, not a curated record
AUGGCGCGGUCGGCGACGCGCGUCGAACAUCCGCGCCCCCCCGCGCGCGACGACGCGGCGUCGGCGUCGAGCAGCGCGCUGCCGUCGAGCCGCGACAUCGAGGCCGAGUUCGGGCUCUACGCGGGCGACGAGUGCGACGUCGAGAUCGACGACGAGGGCGACGUGCGAUGCGCGUGCGAGGGCUGCGCGCGAUGGAAAGCGUACGUCUCCGGCACGCUCGGUCCGCCGCAUCCGACGUGGCCGCAGUACGAAGUCUUCACGCGCGAGCACAUGCGCGCGCUCGCGGAGUACCUCUCGAAGCGCGCGCGCGCGUACGCGGACGAGGACGAGGACGAGGAUCGGCCGCGCCGUCGCGCGCUCGAAGUUCUCGAAGUCGGCGCAGGCGACGGGAGACUGUCGCGCGCGCUGAACGACGAGUGCGCCGCCAUCGCGCGCGCGUCGCCGUCCAGGGGGGUGUCGGUGACGGUGCGACCGACGGACGACGGAUCGUUGGGACUGGCGCGCGGAGAUCGCGUCGUCCGGGACGGGGCGCCGGAACCGCCGGAACGCGUCGACGCGGCGGCGGCGCUCGAACGGUACCGUCCGACGAUCGUCCUCGCGUGUUGGCAGCCGAUGGGCGUGGACUGGACGGCCGCGAUGCGCGCGUGCGACGCGGUGCGAGAGUACGUGCUCGUCGGGGAGACGGACGACGGCGUGUGCGGGCGGCCGUGGGAGACGUGGGGGUAUCGCGGCGGCGGCGGCGGCGGCGGCGGCGGCGGCGGCGACGGCGACGACUCCGACGACGACGACGACGCGCGACGCGUGAGUUACGAGAUCGAAGCCGCCUUCAGCGGCGACUUCGAAACAGACGUCGCCGCGUUUCGAUUAGCGAUGCGUCGCGACCCUCACGUCGCGGCGGUCGUUAACGGAUCGCGGACCGAGAAAGAAGACUCCGACGACGCCGACUCCGACGACGAGCCGCCGCCGCACGAAAAGGACGGGUUCGCGCGCGUCGACUUGAAAGACGUGAGCGCGCGUCAGAUUUGCCGCACGGACGAGCGGUGGCGCGCGAGGCGACAGUCUAGGACGGUGUCGUUCCGCAGGGUAGGAAAGGAGGAUGGUAGAAACGACGAGUAG